Messenger RNA from Ailuropoda melanoleuca (giant panda), 3011 nucleotides. RefSeq names its product cell division cycle associated 7 like (gene CDCA7L). Lineage: Eukaryota; Metazoa; Chordata; Mammalia; Carnivora; Ursidae. The record is from RefSeq and is a predicted model, not a curated record. The transcript has 10 exons. Gene Ontology annotation, cellular component: nucleus. Gene Ontology annotation, biological process: regulation of DNA-templated transcription. The coding region runs from base 464 to 1825 and encodes 453 amino acids.
GGACUUGGAAUAAACCCUGCAAAUAUCCGGCGCGCGUAGCCGGGCGUGCCAGCUGGAGGCUGCGCCGGGACGGCCCCCUCAUUUCUCCCGCGCGAAACCCGGCCGGACCGCUCCACUCCCUCCCUCCGCUGCAGGGGGGAGCUCGGCGCCCCCGCACUGGCAGCCGCCGCCCGCGGGGCCCAGCCGCCGCCCCCGCUCACGCCGCGAGCGAAGCGAAGUUCACCGGUCGCGAAGUUUGGUCCGAGACCCGCGCCUUGCAGCCCCGGCGCGGCGGCGGCGAGUUGGGCGGUGCGGCGCGCUCCCCCUGUCCCGGGCGCCCAGUGCGCCCCUCCCCCGGCCCGCCGGAGCUCCAGGCGCAGCGCGCGGGCUGCGCGGCCGCGGGUGUUCUGCGUGCGCCGCGCCCGUGGCGAGCCAGGUUCCCGCAGCCGCGUGCUAGGAGGAGGCCGGAGCCCGGGUGGGAAGAAUGGAGCUGGCGUCUCGCUCCCAGAUCCCUAAAGAAGUGGCUGACAUCUUUAACGCCCCCAGUGAUGAUGAAGAGUUUGUCGGUUUCCGAGAUGAUGUUCCCAUGGAAACCCUGUCAUCAGAGGAGAGCUGUGAUAGUUUUGACUCAUUGGAGUCAGGGAAACAGCAGGAUGUCCAUUUCCAUUCCAAAUACUUCACGGAAGAGCUAAGAAGAAUUUUUAUAGAGGACACUGACUCAGAGACCGAAGAAUUUGAAGGAUUUACACAGAAUGACCUGAAUGGAAAUAGUAGCCCAGAAGUCAUGCUUGUGGAGUCAGAUUUGAGUGAUGCUGGUAAGGCGUCUUCAGUGAGUGAGGAAGAGGAGGAGGAGGAAGGAGAAAAGGCGACACCUAGAAGAAGCAGGCCUAGGAGGAGCAGUAUUGGUCUUCGAGUAGCCUUCCAGUUCCCCACCAAGAAACUGGCAAAAAAGUCAGAUGACCAUUCUUCAGAGCCGCUGUUUUCUAGCACUUGCUUACAGGACAGUAAAAAAGCAAUCCUUGGAAGAAAGAGAAGCUGCAGACAGGGGAAGGAAAGGGAGGAUUCGGUCUCGGAGUCUGAGGACGACUCCAGGGGUGAGGGCCAGGAGGGCUCGGACGCUCUGCUGAAAAGGACCAUGAACAUCAAGGAGAACAAGGCCAUGCUCGCUCAGUUACUGGCAGAACUCAACUCUAUGCCGGAUUUCUUCCCAGUACGAACUCCGAACUCCGCUUCUAAGAGAACGGCGAGGCGGGCUUUCUCAGAGGGACAGAUCACACGGCGCACGAACCCGACCCGGAGCGCACGGCCUCCCGAGAAGUUUGCCCUGGAGAACUUCACCGUCUCAGCCGCCAAGUUCGCAGAAGAGUUUUACGGUUUCAGGAGAAGGAAGACAAUUAGUGGGGGGAAAUGCCAGGGCUACAGACGGCGUCACCGAAUGUCUUCUUUUCGGCCAGUGGAGGAUAUCACUGAAGAGGACUUAGAAAAUGUUGCCAUAACUGUUCGAGAUAAAAUCUAUGAUAAAGUUCUGGGCAACACCUGCCACCAGUGUAGGCAGAAGACCAUCGACACCAAGACCGUGUGUCGGAACCAGAGCUGCGGAGGGGUGCGAGGACAGUUCUGCGGGCCGUGCCUGCGGAAUCGUUAUGGGGAGGAUGUGAGAUCCGCACUGCUGGACCCGGACUGGGUGUGCCCCCCCUGCCGCGGGAUCUGCAACUGUAGUUACUGCCGGAAGCGCGAUGGCCGCUGCGCCACCGGAAUCCUCAUUCACCUGGCCAAGUUCUACGGUUAUAACAACGUUAAGGAAUACCUGGAGAGUUUACAGAAGCAGCUGGUGGAGGGCAAUUAAGAGAAGACCCAGCCAGCUCCCCGUAGAGCACGCCAGCCGGACCUGCCAUGCCACUUGUGCCUAGGAUUUCUUACAGUUGUGUUUUUAUACAGAAAUUCUUUGUAGAUCGAAAUACUAUUUUUUUUAAGAUUGUUUAUAAACAGAUUUCUCAGGAAGACGGCAUAGCAGAGGAAUCUCUCUAUACCUGUAUCCGUAGGCCCCUACGUCUAUUGAAUUGUUUAAAAGCAUCUCCAUGCGAUGAAAAAAGCAGUUUAAGUGGGGUGGAGUUAAAAGUCCAGGUAAGUUCCAGAGAAAACAUUGUAUAAGCAGCUCUUGCCUUUGACACUGUUAUGUGGCCUUGAUCUUUCUUUACGUGUACCUCUAGUCUGGGACCACAUAGUCAACCCUUCUCUGGAUCAUUGGAAUUUGUUAAAGAAUGUUCCCCUAAAUUACAAAGUGCAAUUAAUCGUAGAUCUUGAGAGUACUCGAGUUUUAUUUUUUUUUUAAACUUGAAUGAACAGAAAGUUGACUGUCACAUUAAUGACACUGGACGCCGUGGAGCACUGCUGGCUGGCAGGAGCGGCUGCCCCUUCAUUCAGGAUUCAGCUGCUGCCUGAGGUCAGUGGCUGCUGGAAUUUAAGAAUGUCAGGGCUAAUUUUUAAUUUAAAAAGGUUUUUUUAAUGUCUGCAAGAGCUAAAAAUCCCCCUUCACUGAUGGGGAGACUUAUAUUAAACAAAAUUAAGGCACAUGCAAGUUACUUGAAAGUUACCUAAGUGGGAGGAAGUUUUUAUAGGUCUCAGUAGAAUAAAAGUGUGCACGGACGCCAGUGGAAAGCCUUACUGUGUUGUCCUGGCUGUGUCCCGUUUUCAUGCUUCAAGCAGCAAAGCCACACCUGCCAGGACCCACUUGGCCGUCUGGUCUUGGCUCUUCAGCCGGAAGGUCCACACGUAGUUAGAGCCCCUCAUUUUGGUUUUAUACACGGGGCAUUCGUACGUGUGUUUGGUUUCUUGUCUGUCCGUGGGGAUGGCUCUGGCGAAGAUGACUGGCAUCACCGACGUGACCUCCCUGAGGCAGGCUUCUGCAAUGGUUCCUGACUGUGUGUCCCAUCUGGCACCUACAGCAAAAACACAGGGCUUACAAUAGGGUGGCAUGUUGGUACCGCUCCUCUCUUCGUUGGAGGCAAUAAAUGUUUGGUUUUGGCACGUUA